UGAAUGUAUAACAGAUGGAGGUGGCGGUGUCGGGAUAACGGCAGCAACAGCUCCUGUCACUGAAGCACCGGCGGUGGAACACAAUGCAGCAAGUUUUGGAGUAUGCAUUGGAUCGGGCGGAGUACAUUGUGGAAAGUGCUCGCCAGCGACCAACCAAGAGGAGAGCCUCGUCCAGUGGGAAGAAGUCAUUGUAUCAGAAGCUGUAUGAACUGUAUGUCGAUGAAUGUGAAAAAGAGCCAGAAAUAAAGAAGCUGAGAAGAAAUGUGAAUCUACUGGAGAAGCUGGUCACUCAAGAGUCUGUGUCAUGUCUUGUGGUCAACCUGUACCCUGGAAAUGAGGGAUACUCUCUGAUGCUGAGAGGGAAGAAUGGAUCUGACUCUGAGACGAUCCGGCUUCCAUACGAAGAGGGGGAGCUGCUAGAGUACCUGGACGCUGAGGAGCUGCCCCCCAUCCUGGUGGACCUGCUGGAGAAGUCACAGGUAAACAUAUUCCACUGUGGGUGUGUCAUUGCUGAGGUCAGAGACUACCGUCAGUCUGGUAACACCAAAAUGCCAACAUAUCAGUCUCGACACAUCCUGCUGCGGCCCACUAUGCAGACCUUGAUCUGUGAUGUCCAUGCUAUGACCAGUGACCAUCACAAAUGGACACAGGAUGACAAGCUACAACUGGAGAGCCAGCUGAUUCUGGCUACAGCAGAGCCACUGUGCCUGGACCCCUCCCUGUCUGUGACCUGCACUGUCAACCGUCUGCUCUACAACAAGCAGAAGAUGAACACGCGCUCCAUGAAACGGUGUUUUAAGAGACACUCAAGAGCGGCACUGAACCGGCAGCAGGAGCUGGCCCACUUCCCCACCCCUCCGCAGCUGAGGCUGCUGGACUACCUGCAGAGGAGGAAGGAGAGGAGGCCGGCGCCCUCCAUAGACCUCAAGAUCUCCAGGGCCGGAAACCAGUGCGUGGACACGUGGAGGCAGAGCGGCUGUCAGCUCACAGCCCCGGCGGAAGUCGACGUGGAGAAAUACGCGGUGGUGGAGAAGUCCAUAAAGUUAGAGGAAUCUCAGCCCACAGUUUGGCCAGCUCAGGAAGUGAAGGAUGACUACCUGUUUGAAUGUGAAGUGGGUGGCCAGGUUCAGAAGACGAAAGUCUCCAUCUUCCAGUCGGUGGGCGACCCCUUGGUGUACGGGAAAAUAUACAGUGCCAAGGAUCCCAGAUCUGAGGAGGACGCAAAUGACCUGCAUCUCAUUCACCCACCCUUCCUUAUUGGUUCAAAGGUAGAUGCUGAUAGGUUCCUUAACCAGUACAAAGAGGUGUAUGAGAGGGAUGUCAAGUGCCAGGUGAAGAUGUCACACAACUCUGGAAGUGUGGGGACACAGGUCCACCUGUCCCCCGGGAGGGAGCCGGAGGCUGACAGCUUCAAUGCUGGCUCAAUGCUGGUUCAGUCCUCCGUGCUGGGGAAAGGAGUGAAACACAGACCGCCACCCAUAAAACUGCCAGCAGGACCCAGCAGCAGCUCCUCAGGUAACCCCUACAGCUCGCAGACAUCAGGCGGUCACCUCAAGUGCCCAACUCCCCCGCCCUCCAAGACCCAGUCUUUGUCCCGGAAGCACUCCAUGGAGCUGGGCCAGGCUGGCCUGCUGUCCCCUGCAGCAGUCUCACCCAUGGGCUCCUCACAGAGAUCAGGGACACCAAAACCGUCCACACCCACCCCUACCAACACGCCCUGCUCCACGCCCCACCCUCCUGACAUCCAGGCGGCCACGCCCUCGGUCACGCCUACCCCUCAGGACUCCGCCUUGGCCCCUCAGCCAGCCCUGCUCGCUCCCUUCGCCCAGCAGCCCAUGGCCCUGAGCCAGGCCCUGCCGGUCAUGACCAUCCCCCUGUCCACCAUGGCCAGCUCCAUCACCACCGGCACCUCCUCCUCCCAGGUCAUGGCCAACCCCGCCGGCCUCAACUUCAUCAAUGUGGUCGGCUCAGUCUGCAGUCCCCAGACCCUGAUGAGUGGCUCCAACCCCAUGCUAGGGUGCAGCCCUGGGGCCCUCAACCUGAGCGGGAUCCUGCCCCCGGGGGGCCUGAUGUCAGGGGCUCUCCCCACCGUGCAGUCCACUGCACAAGCAGGGAGUCCAUUUGGGUUGAAUAAUUCCCCAGGUCUUCGACCCUUGAACCUCCUCCAGCUCCCCUCUGGCCCCCUCAUCUUCAACUCCCUGCAGCAGCAGCAGCUCUCCCAGUUCUCCCCUCAGCAGCAGAGCAGCCAGUCAGCCACUUCCAGCCCCCAGCAGCAGGGGGAGACGGCUGAGCAGGGUGCGGGUGGUCCGGACCAGGCCCUGGGCAGCCAGCAGACAGCAGUGAUAAAUCUUACAGGCGUGGGCGGCUUCAUGUCCCCUCAGGCAGCAGUGCUAUCGCAGCUGGGCUGUGGCCUGGACAGAUCUGGGCCCAGUCUGCCCUCCCCGAGGCUCCAGCUCUCCCCAGCCUUACAGCAGCAGCAGCACCAGCCACAGAUACAAUUGCAAUUCUUGCAGCACCAAAUGCAGCAGCAAAUGGCUAUGGCAGCAGCAACAGCGCAGGCACCGCCACCACGGCAACAUUCCGCCAGCCAGCCAAGAAGUAAGCGGAAACGCAGCACGCCACAGCCGCUGCCCAAAUCAUGAUGGAACUAUGCGGUCAUCCC
Megalops cyprinoides (Indo-Pacific tarpon) is the source of this 2662-nucleotide messenger RNA. It is a transcript of the gene supt20h, whose product is annotated as SPT20 homolog, SAGA complex component. The transcript is spliced from 23 exons. The coding region runs from base 84 to 2642 and encodes 852 amino acids. Gene Ontology annotation, molecular function: transcription coregulator activity. Gene Ontology annotation, cellular component: SAGA complex. The record is from RefSeq and is a predicted model, not a curated record. NCBI's taxonomy places the organism in Eukaryota, Metazoa, Chordata, Actinopteri, Elopiformes, Megalopidae. Gene Ontology annotation, biological process: regulation of transcription by RNA polymerase II.